AUGAACAACAGCAGUGACUCUGGGAUCUGCCUGUCCACUCCUCAGCACAUGUCCAUCCCUGUGCUCAUGUGUCUGGUCUACUUCAUGGGUUUCCUCCUUAAUGUCUUCAGUCUGUGGGUCUUCUGCUGCCGUAUGUCAUCAUGGAGCGCUGGGACCAUCCUCCAGUUCUGCCUGGCUUUGAGUGAUGCCCUGGGUGCUCCUGUCACUCCACUCAUAGCUGUUUAUUUUGCCAUGGGUAACAAAUGGCUGUUUGGAAAGGUGCUGUGCACUGUCACUAUUGUAUUUGUGAGCUCUCAGUUCUACGGCAGCACUAUUUUCCUCACUCUGAUCAGCUUUCACAGGUAUAAAGCCGUGGUGCACUUCAACAAGAGCUCCAGAAUGAAAGACAAAAGCUUCAUCAAGAAGCUGUGUGCUGGAGUGUGGCUCUUCCUGAUAACACACUCUCUGGUUUAUGGAUUUGGUGUUCCUGCCACUAAAGAAGGAGAAGUUACACAUUGUCUCAGCUUCAGCCAGGUGUCACUGACCAACUCUUUCUUCAUCAUCAGCUGUGUUCUCGUCUCAAUUGGCUUCCUGCUUCCUCUUAGUAUCUCUGCCACAUGUUAUUUCCGAGUCAAAAACGCUCUCACUUGUCUAAAUAUUACAGCCAAAAGUCUCAAAGUCAAACUCAAAUCCCAGAGAAUGAUUCAAAUGUGCCUCAUUAUAUUUACCAUCUGCUUCCUGCCUGCGAACAUUAUUGGCAUUACAGCAACAGUUAUGAUGAAGUUCUACCCUGAACAUUGCCACACGCUCCAUCAGUUACAGACUGCGUACUAUGCCUCAUGGAUUAUAGCUGGACUGAACUGCUUCCUGGACCCUCUGCUCUACUGUUUUGGGUCACAGAACUUUAGAGAUGCAUUUCCUUCUUUCCACAUCAAGUCAACAGAGCCUCAGCAAAGUGAUACAGAAAUGACACCAAAUGCAGAAAAAAUAACUGCAGUGUGAGACAUUCCUGUACCUCAUUGUGUUAACAUUGCAUAUUUUUUCUUACUACUGAAUUGGAAGUGCACUUAAUUACUUUUCUGGUGGAAUGUCUGUUGCAUGCUUGUCUCCAAGGAGAUGUUUCUCUGAAAGGUUUCACAGUAUGACCGCCAAGCCGUGUUACAACAUACAAGUCAGAUCUAUGGAAAGGUAAUCUUUGUCUUUUAAGGUUUUGGAUCAUAAAGAAAAACAGUAACUAAUGCAAGAUCGGUUUAAUGCUAUACUUUGGAACAUUCCAGGCAAAGCAAUAACCUGUUCAUGAAGACAAGCAAGUGGUUGACCAUUUUUUUACAUUUCAUACUUUUAUCCAUAGUCUAGCCUAGAAUGACUUGACUGUUGACCAAUUCUGAGAAGGGUUCUUUCUGCACAUCUUUGAUGAUGACACAUGAAUAUUUACACAUGUACAAAUAUUUUAAAAUAUUAAAUUUUCAGGUGAUUUUUAGGUUACUUGAAAAUAUCUUUUCAGAUAAUAUUAAUGUAUAA
Messenger RNA from Boleophthalmus pectinirostris (great blue-spotted mudskipper), 1500 nucleotides. Its product is annotated as P2Y purinoceptor 2-like. The transcript has a single exon. Gene Ontology annotation, molecular function: G protein-coupled receptor activity. The record is from RefSeq and is a predicted model, not a curated record. Lineage: Eukaryota; Metazoa; Chordata; Actinopteri; Gobiiformes; Gobiidae. Gene Ontology annotation, biological process: G protein-coupled receptor signaling pathway. Bases 1 to 981 code for a protein of 326 amino acids. Gene Ontology annotation, cellular component: plasma membrane.